UUUAGGUCAAACCAAACAACCCCUAAAUCCUCCUACAGCUCGCGGUUAGAGCGUAGAGUGGGAAGAUGAAGCUGAGAGUGUUCGCAGAUCGGAUGUCGCAGCCGUCACGCGCUGUCUUAAUCUUCUGCAAGCUAAAUGGUAUCGAUUUCGAGGAGGUGAGAAUAGAUAUCAGUAAGGGAGAUCAUCGGUCGAAGGAGUACAAAGAAAUAAAUCCUAUGGGACAGGUUCCUGCAAUUGUUGAUGGAAACUUUAAACUAUUUGAAAGUCAUGCCAUUCUGCGAUAUAUUGCUGGUGCAUUCCCUGGAGUUUCCGAUCACUGGUAUCCAAGUGAUGUUUUCAGCAGAGCUAAAAUCAACUCAAUUCUGGACUGGCAUCAUUCAAACCUACGACGUGGUUCAACCGCUCUUGUUCAAAGCACUAUACUAGGGCCUGCAUUGGGUCUUCCAUUGGAUAGUCAAGCUGCAAGUGAAGCUGAGAAAUUUGUGCUAUCAUCUCUUUCAAAAAUUGAAUCCAUUUGGCUUAAAGACGACGCAAGAUUCUUAUUGGGAAACCCCCAGCCAUCAAUUGCAGAUCUCAGUCUCGUUUGUGAAAUUAUGCAAUUUGAGGUUCUUCCUGACAAUGAUCGAGAGAGAAUUUUGGGACCUUUCCUGAAGAUAAUGCAAUGGAUUGAGAAUGUAAAGAUUGCUACUAAUCCUUAUUUUGAGGAAGCACACAAUAUUCUUUACAGAUUUAAGGCCAAGCAACGCAGCAAGCAGGUUUCUUUGGACAAACUCCCCUCAAAACUAUGAUGAAAUCAUCAUUUUCUUAGGAAGAUUUACAUACACACUACUCAAUUCCUAUUUAUUUGCAGAUUUAACUUCUAAACUUUAAUUUUUACAUGUAUUCUACCUUAUCUAUGCAUGGAAAGGCAUACUUUACUCUUUUAGAAGUUAAAAUGAUAGUAUUUUUAUGUGAUAUGAAAGAU
Molecule: messenger RNA, 964 nt
Organism: Phalaenopsis equestris
Lineage: Eukaryota; Viridiplantae; Streptophyta; Magnoliopsida; Asparagales; Orchidaceae
Product: glutathione S-transferase T1-like
Exons: 7
Coding region: 66-788 (240 amino acids)
Source: RefSeq, a predicted model, not a curated record